Molecule: messenger RNA, 2413 nt
Organism: Galleria mellonella (greater wax moth)
Lineage: Eukaryota; Metazoa; Arthropoda; Insecta; Lepidoptera; Pyralidae
Exons: 7
Coding region: 560-2098 (512 amino acids)
Biological process (GO): potassium ion transmembrane transport; stabilization of membrane potential
Cellular component (GO): membrane
Molecular function (GO): potassium ion leak channel activity
Source: RefSeq, a predicted model, not a curated record
AGUGGAUGGAAAACUGUUUGCGGGUAUUUCAUACCGGUAUGCCUCAGUGCCACCUUGGACGUCGGGGCGGGAAGCGGGUUUGUUGUUUCGGUUCGCCUGCUUCGCCUAACUUUCCGAGAGCAAAUAAUUUUUAGAUAUAAUGUCAUUAGUUUCUUGUGAUGGCUUAAAUAUUAUAAAGUGAAUUUGUAGGUGCACACUUUGAUGAAGUUUGCAGUGUAAAUAAUAGUUUGCUUUGUGUGUAAAUUAAAUUUUAAGUCAACUUCUACAUUUAAAACUUAUAUUAAGUAAAAUAAGGAAUAGAAAAUAUUUUUAAAUAAGCUUAUAAGAAUAUGUUAUUUCAUUGAUAGAUACAAUUUCGUAUGUAAAAAUAUAUUCAAAAUGUAUGUUUAAUUGUUAAAUGACGCAACCAAAGAGUUUUAAUUAAUUCAAAUUAAAAAGUAUGCAGAAGUUGUUUUAAUAAAUAAUUUCUUCAACAUUGGAAAUGUUUAUGUAGUGCCAACAACAACAAAAAAACAAAAAACAAAAUGGAGUUCGAGCAUUCGGAAUUUAAAAUUUGAAAAUGUCAUCGGAAGUGUCAUUAGACGGACGGGAGAGGCCAAGUGUGAUCCGACGGGCGGCGGGUUUGUGCGCCCGCGCUGCUUGUUCACAAAUAGGACUUGUAAUAUUGGUUGUAAUAUAUGUUCUACUUGGUGCUGUGCUGUUUGAAUAUUUGGAGUCUGGACCUGAGGUGCAGAAAAGGUCAGCGAUACAGAGGUCGAGGGAGGAAUGCCUGAAGGAACUCUGGGCUAUUACAGAGCGACUCAACGUACUCUACGAGCGUAAUUGGACUCGCUUAGUACAUGAACAACUCCGAAAAUUCGAGACUUCAAUAGUAGCAGCUGCCAGACAGUCCACUGAAGCACAACCUCCCGAACUGGCUUUGAACUCCAAAUGGACUUUUUCAGGAUCUAUAAUAUAUUGCAUCACAUUGAUUACAACAAUAGGAUACGGCAACGUAUCUCCAAGGACUGCGGCUGGCAGAGCAGCGACAGUGGCAUAUGCAGCAGCUGGUGUCCCUUUGACACUGGCAUGUCUAGCUGGAUUGGGAGCAUCACUGGCCAAGCUCGCGAGAUUAGCGUGGCUGAGAGCAACGAAGAAAAAAAUUCCUAGCACUUGGAGAAAGGAUGGAGAGUUGGAGAACCACCUUCAGCUUCAUGAGCAACAGCGUCUGUUGCCACAACCAGCGGAGCACAAUCAGUACACGUCAUUCCCCCCUCGGUCCCACCGGUCUCCGGGGACGGUCAGAGCCAGGGCUGGUGAAAGAGGUCAAUAUUCGCAAGUAUUUGAGAAGGCGCCCACGAGUCCUAGAGCAGCGACGCUAGGUCGCAUCAAGCGCAGUGCCUUGGCUGAUGAGCCGCACACGUCAUCAGCAUUACAAACUCAGACGUUAGAUCGCAAGAAAACUAUAAGCAACAUGAAGUGCCUGGCCACAGUUCAUGGCUCAGGUAGAGGACGAGGACGAGGGACAAUUCAAAGACCAAGAGGGCCUAUUAUAGAGCAACUAAUCGCUGAGGAGUGCGGUGAGCUACCUAUGAACAGGAGUCAAGAAGAUCUGGAUGACUCGGAAGAUCCUGAUGAAGCAAUAUGUCCACACGACACGCCGUCACGAGUGCCUUUGAUUUGGAAUGAAGAUAAUCAUAAAAAUAAAAGUUGUGCUGUACCCACCAGCAGUGCUUCCACUAGCGUCCAGCAUCACAUGAACCACAGCGCCGAACAUUGUCACAUACCAGUUGGGAUUGUGUUAUUUCUGCUCCUAGGAUACAUCUGUGUCGGAGCAGCUAUCUUUUCCGCUUGGGAGAACUGGAGUUUCUUAGACGCUGCCUAUUUCUGUUUUAUAGCGUUAGCUACUAUAGGUUUUGGAGAUUUUGUGCCUACCAGCUUCUUAACCUCAAAGCCAAGUACAGAAACCUCAAAAAGUGAAUACAUUCAAAUGAUUGCGUGCUGUGCUUAUUUGGUUUUUGGACUAAUUUUAAUAGCUAUGUCAUUUAGUCUACUUCAAGAUGAGGUUGUUGCUCGGUGUUCACAGUUAGCCAAUAGUUUGGGAUUAUCACGACAAUGACAAUACGAGAAGAGCGAUUGUAGCUCCACAGAUAAUCAUCUGAGGAUGUUAUGAUCGUUAUUGUAAAGAAGUUUCGUUAGGGUCCAAGUAAUUAUUUUCUUAUUGGAUCCAUCGCCUGUAAUUUUCACUAUUGGAAUUGUAUUUCGUGUUACCAUUGUAUCAUACGAAAUUAUUUUCUCAUAUCAACUAAAUUAAUUUUGAUGGAGGAAAGUUUGAAAUUUUUACGGAAUUUGUACUCAAAAUUGUAAUGAAGUUUGUGAUGUAAAUAAUGUAUAAAAUCUAUUUAUAAAAGCAAGGCUGAAAUUGUAAUAAAAC